Molecule: messenger RNA, 465 nt
Organism: Durusdinium trenchii
Lineage: Eukaryota; Dinophyceae; Suessiales; Symbiodiniaceae
Source: the annotation of a GenBank genome assembly
AUGUUCGAGGACUUCAAUCAGGGCAAAGCGCAGCAACGCUACAACGAGGUUUGUAGACAUGAGGAGGUCCUUCAGGUGCUAGAGCAACCAGCACCGCUGGGCUAUGAGCGCAUGGUGGUUGGAAUCUACCAGAUGCCAUCCCCCAUGAAGGACCGGGAGUUCCUUUGGAGGGAGUGGGCAGCUUUGCUUCCAACAGAGGAUGGUGGCCAGUUGUACGUCUCCGUGGCAAUGACACCCAGCCCAGAGGAAGAAGCGGCGAUUCUGCCGCCCAAUGACAAGUUUGUGCGUGGGCACCUGCAUCUUGCUGCCACCUUAGCGCGGCAGGAGCCCGGCUCGGCCGAGGUCAGCGCUGCCAGUGUCAUCAUGGGCGACGUUCGUGGCAGUAUGCCCAAAGCGGUGCAGAACAUGGUGGCUGGCAAUGCCUCAAGCUAUCUCAUCAACUUUCGGGAUGCACACUCACGCUGA